Molecule: messenger RNA, 2806 nt
Organism: Dendroctonus ponderosae (mountain pine beetle)
Lineage: Eukaryota; Metazoa; Arthropoda; Insecta; Coleoptera; Curculionidae
Product: ATP-dependent RNA helicase DHX8-like
Exons: 6
Biological process (GO): spliceosomal complex disassembly
Cellular component (GO): intracellular anatomical structure; catalytic step 2 spliceosome
Molecular function (GO): RNA binding
Source: RefSeq, a predicted model, not a curated record
AAAGCCCCGCUUAUAAUAUGUCAACAGAGAGUAGCGGCUGUCAUUCAAUUAGAGGUUAGUUGUUAUUGAGUAGUGAAAACAAAGCGUUUUGGGGCCAAAUUCCUCAAAAAAUGGACGAAGUCGACAAACUAGAGUACCUCUCGCUGGUGUCCAAGGUGUGCACCGAGCUGGAGAACCAUCUGGGCAUGAACGACAAGGACUUGGCCGAAUUCAUCAUCCACCUGUCCGAGAGCAACAACACGACCGAGUCGUUCAAGCGCGCCCUGCUGGAAAACGGGGCCGAAUUCUCGGACUCCUUCAUCGCGAACUUGCUGCGCAUCAUCCAGCACAUGCGAGUGAAGAAGGGCCAGCCGGUCGCGGGCGCCCCCUUGAAGGAGACGCUGGCGUGCAAAUUCCCGGGCCUGGCGCUGCCCAACGAGCCCCAAAAGCCGCUGAGCGAGCCGGAGAAGGACAGCGCGGUGGUGGCCGAUCUCAUGGCCCAGUUCGAGGCCGAAGCCCCAUCGGCCAGCCACCGGCCUCCAGUCGAGCGCAAGCGGCAAAGGUACCAGUUUAAGUUUAGUUUUUUUCGAGCAAACCCGGCUUUAAAGCUCUACAGCGGAAAAGUGGCCAACAUCGUGCCGUUCGGGUGCUUUGUGCAGCUGGAGGGGCUGCGCCGCCGCUGGGAAGGGCUGGUGCACAUUUCGCAGCUGCGCGCUGAGGGCCGCGUCACCCAAGUGUCGGAGAUCGUCGCCAGAGGCAGCAGGGUGAAGGUGAAGGUGCUCUCCGUCGCCGGCCAGAAGGUGUCGCUGUCGAUGAAGGACGUCGACCAGGUGAGCGGGCGCGACCUCAACCCGCUGUCGCACGCCCCUCAGGAGCGCGAGGACAAAGAUCGGAACCCCGACCGGCCGACGCACAACGCCACCUCGGUGCUGCGCCUGCCAGUCAGCCUGGACGAGAACGAGGAGGACUCGCGGAAGCGCGUGACGCGCCUCUCCAGCCCCGAGCGCUGGGAGAUCAAGCAGAUGAUCUCCUCCGGCUGCAUCGACAAGAGCGAGCUGCCCGAGUUCGACGACGAAACGGGGCUGCUGCCCAAAGAGCAGGAGGACGGCGAGGCCGACAUCGAGAUCGAGCUGGUGGAGGACGAGCCGCCCUUCCUCAACGGGCACGGACGCGCCGUGCACGAUCUGAGCCCCGUGCGCAUCGUGAAAAACCCCGACGGCUCGCUGGCGCAGGCCGCCAUGAUGCAGUCGGCGCUGGCGAAGGAGCGGCGCGAGCAGAAGAUGCUGCAGCGCGAGGCGGAGGUGGACGCGCAGCCGGCGGGCAAGAGCAAGACGUGGAUCGACCCGCUGCCCGCCGACGAKGCCAAGRCGCAGCCGGCGCGCGGCAUCGGCCUGCAGGCGCAGGACCUGCCCGAGUGGAAGAAGCACGUGAUCGGCGGCAAAAAGUCGUCGUUCGGCAAGAAGACGAACCUCACCAUCGUGGAGCAGCGCCAGUCGCUGCCCAUCUACAAGCUGAAGGAGGAGCUGCGCAAAGCGGUCACCGACAACCAGAUCUUGAUCGUGAUUGGCGAGACGGGCUCGGGCAAGACGACGCAGAUCACGCAGUACCUGGCGGAGGCGGGGUUUACGGCGCGCGGCAAGAUCGGCUGCACGCAGCCGCGCCGCGUCGCCGCCAUGUCGGUGGCGAAGCGCGUGGCUGAGGAGUUCGGCUGCCGGCUGGGCCAGGAGGUCGGCUACACCAUCCGCUUCGAGGACUGCACCAGCCCGGAAACCAUCAUCAAGUAGGUAUCCGACUGGCCACAGAUGGCCGAGUUCCCACUGGAGCCGAACCUCUCGAAGAUGCUGAUCAUGUCGGUGGCGCUGCAGUGCUCCGACGAAAUCCUGACCAUCGUGAGCAUGCUGAGCGUGCAGAACGUCUUCUAUCGGCCGAAGGACAAGCAGGCGCUGGCCGACCAGAAGAAGGCCAAGUUCAAUCAGCCGGAGGGCGACCAUCUGACGCUGCUCGCCGUCUACAACAGCUGGAAGAACAACAAGUUCUCCAACGCGUGGUGCUACGAGAACUUCGUCCAGAUCCGGACGCUCAAGCGGGCGCAGGACGUCCGCAAACAGCUGCUCGGCAUCAUGGACAGGCACAAGCUGGACGUGGUGUCCGCCGAGCGCAACACCGUGCGCGUCCAGAAGGCCAUUUGCUCGGGGUUUUUCCGCAACGCCGCCAAAAAGGACCCGCAGGAGGGCUACCGCACGCUGGUGGACAGCCAGGUGGUCUACAUCCAUCCGUCCAGCGCCCUCUUCAAUCGCCAGCCCGAAUGGGUGAUCUACCACGAGCUGGUGUGCACCACGAAGGAGUACAUGCGGGAGGUGACCACCAUCGACCCCAAGUGGCUGGUGGAGUUCGCGCCCGCCUUCUUCAAGUUCUCCGACCCGACCAAGCUGAGCAAGUUCAAGAAGAACCAGCGGCUCGAGCCGCUGUACAACAAGUACGAGGAGCCGAACGCCUGGCGGAUCUCGCGCGUGCGGCGCCGCCGCAACUGAGCCGCCCCCCCGGGGCCCCCAGUUUGUACAUAUCUGCUAGUUAAACUAAGCCACGUUGUACAUAAGUUCUGUAUUGUUGAGGCUGGUUCAUUUUUUUACAGUUACAAUUUUUGUCUUUAAAGAAGACAUAAUUUCCUCACGUCUUUUCCUCCCAAUUCGCAAUAAGAAUCGUCGGUUGCCUAUCCCGAUUGUGACGUAGCAAGUCAUAUCGACAAAGUGUCUCGGGUUUAUUUUGUUGCUGUCGCAGCUUUGGUUUAUUACUUCAGUUAUUGUGAUUAACAUUAUUUUAUUGAUUA